UAAACACACUUGUAAAGUGAAAGACAGUGGUAACUCUUAAAAGAAGAAAAAAAGCAUGGCAAAGAGUGAUGGGAAGGUGAAAGUAAUGGGCAGAUGGCAGUGCCCAUUUACGAUGAGGGCAAGGAUCGCCCUUAACAUCAAGUCUGUCAACUAUGAGUUGGUUGAGGCGAGGCCAUGGGAUGGCCAAAGCCAGGUCCUUCACGAAUCAAAGUCAAACCCAGUCAUGGUUCAUGGUGAUAAGUCCAUCUGUGAGUCUCUCAAUAUUGUCGAAUACAUCGACGAGAUUUGGCCUUAUGCUCCCUCCAUUGUUCCUUCUGAUCCUCUUCAACGUGUCACUGCUCGGUUCUGGGCUGGCUAUCUUAAAGACCAGUGGUUUCCUUCCUUGAAAGCUAUUGGUACUGCUGAAGGAGAGGAUACAAGGAAAGCAGCAAUAAGGCAAGUGGAGAAAGGGUUAGUACUGCUGGAGGGGGCAUUUGGCAAGUGUAGCAAAAGGAAGGCAUUCUUUGGAGGGGAUCAAAUUGAAUACCUUGACAUCGCAUUUGGGUGCUUUCUAUGCUUGCUAAGAGUGGAAGAAAAAGUGAAUGGGAUCAAGUUGCUUAGUGAAACCAAGACACCUAAUUUGCUUAAAUGGGCUCACAGAUUUUGCUCCAAUGCUGUCGUUAAGGAUGUCAUGCCUACGAUAGAAAGUCUUAUAGAAUCUGAUGAGAUUAUUAUGGGUAGAAUGAAAGGAGUGGCUUCUCCCGCUUCCAAAUUAUGAAUUGAUUGGCUUUGAAUGUGAUAACAUUCAAAAGUCAUAUUUAUUGGCCUUUAACUAGGCCUUGAAUGUUACAUUUUUUGAACUCAUUUUCUCCCAAGUCAUACCUCCUCCUCCUUCUCGUCGUUUCUCUCUUUUGUUGUCGGUCGUGCGAUCAACCAUCAUCCCCUCACCCAAGUGAUCCCUCCGAUGGUCGCUCCCUUUUUCUUUUCUCAAUGGCCUUUUCGAUCCAUUCCUAAUUCGGCAAUUGUUUUCUUUGGUCUUUUGCUGUCGGAAGGUGGUGGGUUUGGUCCCCUACUAGUGGGAGUUUUCCCUGGUCUCUUCCCUAGGCUUUUUCUUUUGGAUUUUCGGCCAAGACUCCAAUGGUUUGAUAUAUUCAUAUUCCACCCGUCACCCUCUGUUACGUCAGCCGAGAAAUAAUGGAGUAGUAGGGUUAACACUCCAGAUUUAUAGGUUUGGUGGCUAAAGCCACAUUUGUCGGUGGUUUGGCAUUGAUUUCGCUAUUUUUUGCUCAGUUCAUUGUGGUACUGGUAUUUGUUUUUGAGGUCUAAUUAUAGAAUGGUCUCCCAAGUCGAAGGCAGCCAUUCCAGCGAUGGCUUCAAACCCUUGUUGGGUUAGGUGCUCUCUCCCUCUUUGUGGGUUUAGGGUUUCCCUUGGGAUUUGUUGACCCACUAUUAUCUUUUAUGUAUUUUUUGGGGCAAUUUAAGCUUGUUGUAACCCCUCAUUUUCUUAAUGGAAGCUUUGCUUUUAUGAA
This is a messenger RNA of Gossypium raimondii (Peruvian cotton), 1508 nucleotides long. Its product is annotated as glutathione S-transferase U17. Gene Ontology annotation, biological process: glutathione metabolic process. Lineage: Eukaryota; Viridiplantae; Streptophyta; Magnoliopsida; Malvales; Malvaceae. Gene Ontology annotation, cellular component: cytoplasm. The coding region runs from base 56 to 757 and encodes 233 amino acids. The transcript is spliced from 2 exons. The record is from RefSeq and is a predicted model, not a curated record. Gene Ontology annotation, molecular function: glutathione transferase activity.